Messenger RNA from Candida tropicalis MYA-3404, 1005 nucleotides. RefSeq names its product Pho86p (gene PHO86). The record is from RefSeq and is a predicted model, not a curated record. The coding region runs from base 1 to 1005 and encodes 334 amino acids. The transcript has a single exon. NCBI's taxonomy places the organism in Eukaryota, Fungi, Ascomycota, Pichiomycetes, Serinales, Debaryomycetaceae.
AUGGCCGUUCAGAAAGAACUUGACUUAAAUAAACCUUUAGACUCCAAUGCUGCUCCAAAUUUAGGUAAAACAAUAUUGACUCCAGAAUUAUCUAAAUCUGCCAUUGUUUUACACGGUGAUCGUUAUAAACAAUUACAAGCAAAAUUAACCAAAUACGUAUUAUGGCAUCCAUAUGCUAUGUUGGCUAUGACUACUGUGGUACCAAUUAUUUUUUUUUAUUCCGUAUGGGAUUACGUUAGUAUUAGUGAAAAUUUACUUGAAUUCUAUCAUUUGGUCAAGAAGGAUAAGAAAGAUUUUAUAUUUUCCAUCUUGAGUGCGUUCCCACUUUUUGCUAGUAUUUUUGGAAUUUUUGGAUUUUUAGCUUACAUUGUUGGUGAAGAUAUGGGGAUUGCUAGUAAGAAUUUUGCUCAGAAAUAUUGUGAUUAUGUUUUUGGCUUUAAUAUUAGAGCUUUUGCUAAGAAUGAUAACAAUGAAGAUAAGAAAUUAGCUAAAUUGGGUCAAAAUACAGAAUUGAUAAUUUAUCGUGAAUCUCCAAUAGCUGUUGGUAGUUUAGUUGUUGAUGAAGAUCAAUCUACUGUAGAAAAUUUUGUUGUUAAAAUCACUGGAGUUCAUGUUAGAAAAGUUUUCCAAAAAGUUGAUUUUGAUGAAGUUUUAAUUGAAUGGGCUAUUCUUAGAACAAGAGAAUUGUAUCAAGAAUUUUUAGUUUCUAAUGGGUUAAAGGCACCACCUGAAAAUAGUUCAAUUUUAAUUACUGCUGACACAUAUUCCUUUGAUCCAGAAUUUCAAAAGACCUUACAAGAAAAUGGAUUCAGACCUAUUGAUGUUUCUUUCCAAUUAAAUCCAUUUGAUCUGGCCGUUUAUGGAUUUAAAGAAAGAAUUUACAAGUUUUUAAAUGUUUGCAGAAUAACUUUUGGCUUAAUGUUGUCUGUUUCCAAAGAAGAUAUUGAUAUGAUUAAAGACAGUGCGUUAUCAAAUAAAGACUUAAAAGUCAGAAAGAGAAACUAA